AUGUUCUCCUUCUUCGGCUGGGGCUCCAACUCCAGCUCCCAACCUCAAUCCCAAACAUCUCCUGAGAAAUCACAAAUCCAACACCAAGAAGCUUCACACCAUGACGAGUCGAAGCGCACAACACCCUCGUCAAGGUCCAAUCUCCCCGCGCCUAUCGCCUCACAAACACAAGCACCACCGUCCACCCGAUCCGACAAUACCAACCUCAAACUCUUCUACGGCGGCAUCGCAUUCUUCGCACUCUCCGUCUUCGUUACCCGUCGAGCCAGUCUGAAAAAGCGACUCGCCUGCAUCCCUCCAUAUUACUCCAGCUCGGUAUACCACCAACCCAGCGUGAACGGAGCAAUGGAGGCGUUUGAGGCGCUGAACUUGGCCACGCUUAAUGUCAUUUCGUUCGGAAUGAUGGCUACCGGGGGUGUCAUGUGUGCUCUGAAUGUGAAUGGGGUGGAAGAUAUGCGGAAACUCAUGCGUAGCUCAUUGGAUGAUGCCGCGGCGGGGAAAUCGGACGAUGAGUUGGAAAAGGAUGUCGUUGAGUGGGUGUCGAGUGUGCUGGGAGAUCGAUUUGAGAAGCAAUUGGAAAAGGAAAAGGCGAAAAAACGGACGUCAGGGUCAAGUGGGGAAAAUGAGUGA
Penicillium oxalicum is the source of this 630-nucleotide messenger RNA. RefSeq lists its product as uncharacterized. Gene Ontology annotation, cellular component: mitochondrion. The record is from RefSeq and is a predicted model, not a curated record. Lineage: Eukaryota; Fungi; Ascomycota; Eurotiomycetes; Eurotiales; Aspergillaceae. The transcript has a single exon. Bases 1 to 630 code for a protein of 209 amino acids.